Messenger RNA from Striga asiatica, 2718 nucleotides. The record is from the annotation of a GenBank genome assembly. Lineage: Eukaryota; Viridiplantae; Streptophyta; Magnoliopsida; Lamiales; Orobanchaceae.
GUGAAAUACUCUCCCGGAACCCGGCGCAACCCGUGGUGUCAUCUGCACCGUCCGAUCAAAUCACAAUCACAGAUUUAUUAUGCUCGACCUCCUCUACUCCAACUCCACCAUAAACCCUGGAACACAUUUUUUGAAAAGAUUUUGUUUUUCAGCAUUGAAAAGAAACCUUCUCCUGUUUCUAUCCCCUUCUACAAGAAGCACCUGAAUGGCGGGAGGUGGUGUGGCUGCCGGUGCGGCGGGGGCUUCCGUGAGAAUAGUGGUUGCCGGAGAUGCAAAAACGGGGAAGUCGAGUUUGAUAGUUACGGCGGCCAUGGAGUCCUUCCCGAGCAAUGUGCCGCCGGUUCUGCCGCCAACGAGGUUGCCGAAUGACUUGUACCCGGACCGUGUACCUGUCAUCAUUAUGGAUACCUCGUCCAGUCCUGAGAAUAGAGGGAGGCUUGUUGAAGAACUGAUCAGAGCUGAUGCAGUAGUUCUAACAUAUGCAUGUGAUAGACCUGAAACACUUAAUAGAUUAAGUACUUACUGGCUUCCUGAACUUCGACUAUUAGAGGUUAGAGUCCCGGUUAUUGUGGUGGGUUGCAUGCUAGACAAGAGAGGUGAUCAACAGCCUGUUAGUCUGGAGCAGGUUAUGUCACCUAUAAUGCAACAGUUUCGGGAGAUUGAAACUUGUAUUGAAUGUUCUGCUCUAAAUCAUAUUCAGGUUCCUGAGGUUUUCUACUAUGCACAAAAAGCUGUGCUUCAUCCCACUGCUCCACUAUUUGAUCAGGAGCAACAAGUUCUCAAACCUAGGUGUGUGAGGGCAUUGAAAAGAAUCUUUAUUCUUUGUGAUCGUGAUAGGGAUGGUGCCCUUAGUGAUGCUGAGUUGAAUGAGUUUCAGGUUAAGUGUUUCAACGCCCCACUACAACCAUCUGAAAUAGUGGGUGUUAAAAGGGUUGUGGAAGAGAAAUUACCGGAAGGUGUUGAUGCUCGUGGUCUGACAUUGACAGGCUUUCUAUUUCUCCAUGCUCUUUUCAUCGAGAAGGGGCGUUUGGAAACAACAUGGACAGUGCUAAGGAAAUUUGGAUAUAACAAUGAAAUUAGACUUCGUGAUGAUCAAUUGCCGCCUCCAAUAAAGAAAUAUCCUGACCAGAGUGUGGAGCUAACUAAUGAAGCUGUGGAGUUCCUAAAAAAUAUCUUCAUUACUUACGACGUUGAUUGUGAUGGAGCUCUUCGAUCUGCUGAGCUUGAAGAUCUGUUCUCUACCGCACCUGAAAAAAUGACAUUUAAUCCCAAAGCUCCAUAUGUCGAUGCUGCUCAAAAGACUGCUCUUGGGGGGCUGCCAGACUUUGGAUUUUUAUCACUGUGGGCACUUAUGACGCUUCUGGAUCCAAUUCGUAGUGUGGAGAACCUGAUAUAUAUAGGUUAUGGUGGUGAUCCUUCAUCUGCUAUACGUGUAACUCGAAGAAGGCGUUUAGAUCGUAAGAAGCAGCACUCAGAAAGAACAGUAUAUCAGUGUUUUGUUUUUGGACCAAAAGAAUCUGGGAAAUCUGCCUUACUUGAUUCUUACAUUGGAAGGCCUUUCCCUGAAGAAUAUGUUUCUACAACUGGGGACAAAUAUGCUGUUAAUGUCGUAGAGCAACCCUCAGGGCUUAGGAAGACUCUGGUGUUGCGGGAAAUCCCUGAGGAUGGAGUGAAAGAGUUGCUAUCUAAGAAGGAUGCAUUGGCUGCAUGUGAUGUAGCAGUGUUUGUUCAUGACAGAACUGCUAAAUGGGGCCUGGUAGAACUCAAAAUCCCAAAAGCUAGCCAAAAGGAGUGUGGCCAACCCACACUUGACUUCAAACUAGCUCUCCAAGAUCCCUCGACCGUUUUGCUCCCGCUUGGAGAUGUUCUCGGCAUUAAACCUCCGGCGAUCAAGUCAGUAAGUUCUCAUGAACCUUCCUGGCAGAAAGCGACAGAGAUGCUUGUGGAUGUGGCCAGUCAAGGGGAAGCUACUGGUUAUGAGGUUCCCUGUCUUAUUGUUGCUGCUAAGGAUGAUCUGGACCCUUACCUGACAGAGAUUCAAGAUUCAACAAGGGUUAGCCAGGAUAUGGGGAUAGAGGCUCCUAUCCCUCUCAGCACAAAGCUGGGAGAUUUCAGUAACAUAUUUCAUAGGAUUGUGAGAGCAGCCGAACACCCACAUUUAAGCAUUCCUGAGACAUCGGCUGGAAAAAGCCGCAAGCAUUAUCAUCGGCUUAUUAAUCGCUCGCUCAUGUUUAUAUCAGUUGGAGCAGCUGUCACAGUCGUUGGGUUGGCCGCAUAUCGUGUUUAUGCUGCAAGGAAAAGUUCUUCAAGCUAGGAAAAUAAAUCUCUUUAGCCUGUGGGCCCUUUUAUUUUUUACUUAUUUUUGUUUCUAUUCCUUUUUUUUUCUUGGUGGUGAGUUGUGGGGUAGCAGAAGCCGUUCCUGUGGUUGAAUAUAUGUUUGAAGCUGUCUUAGUAGGGAACACAAUACGGAUAUGUUAUUAGUCGUGUUGGUGAAUUUUUUCUCGUGGUAUGGAGCAAAUCUUUUACUGAAAAUGGGGCUGUUUUUCAAUGAACCAGAAUGUGGAUGACAAUUUGAUAAUUUUGAUAAUUUGAUGGUUGCAUUUGAAUAUAUGAUAAUUUGAUAAUUUUGUUUGGUGAAAAGAUUAUGUAUAUGUUUUUGUGAUUUUAGUAUUCUUCUCUACUCAUUGUAGCAUGCGAUAUUGAUUUGGGGAUCUUGAG